AUGGCCUUAGACUUUGGGAACUCCGGAAACCCUGCUGAGCUGAAUGGGGCGCUUUGGGUGACGCUGAAUGGUACCAUCACGCAGGCAGGGCUGUGUAUCGCGCUGCGGGGCACGCAAAUCACAUACAUGUCUCUUCGAUUCCCUAGCCCUACAUACCACACCAACGAUGACCUCCUGCACAGCGUGAUGACAAGCAUUCGCUACGCUGUCGGCAUGGGUCUGUCAUCGCUCAGCUUCUGCACCACUAAUGCAUCUGAGUCGAACGCUAUCGUCGGCGGUCUUCCGAUGACUCCUAACACACACGACGACGUACAACCCCGGCCCAUUCUCAGCUCCCCGGUCAUCCCUCCUGCGGACCUGCCAUUGCCUACUAGUACCCAAAGGACCCAUGCUAUUCAGAAAGAUGCAGGCAACGCUUCAAUGUCAUUAGUUCCCUCGCUGCUCCAGCUAGUCCUCGUGAGGCGCGAGGUAGUGAGAGGGUGCAGUGGCCAGCUGCGGGGGAAACCCGUAGUCUGA
This is a messenger RNA of Gloeophyllum trabeum ATCC 11539, 516 nucleotides long. RefSeq lists its product as uncharacterized. The record is from RefSeq and is a predicted model, not a curated record. The transcript has 5 exons. Lineage: Eukaryota; Fungi; Basidiomycota; Agaricomycetes; Gloeophyllales; Gloeophyllaceae. Bases 1 to 516 code for a protein of 171 amino acids.